Clonostachys rhizophaga is the source of this 1581-nucleotide messenger RNA. Lineage: Eukaryota; Fungi; Ascomycota; Sordariomycetes; Hypocreales; Bionectriaceae. The record is from the annotation of a GenBank genome assembly.
AUGCUGGCCCUGAUUUCUGUCAUUGGAUUGCUGGCCCUUGGGCUUUUCUCCUUGGUGCUGCAACAUGUCUAUGUCUACCUUCGAGAUGCAAAGGGUCUUCGCAAGUUCCCUGGUAUGACACCCCUUGCACCCUUCACCAACAUCCCUUAUCUCCGAGUCAGCGGCCAGGGCCGUAGAUUUAAGGCUGUCUACGAAGCCCAUCAAAAACUCGGCCCCGUUGUCCGCGUUGGGCCCAACUCCGUCUCCUUCAGCGAUCCUGUUGCUAUCAAGGAUAUCUACGGUCACGGUUCUCCCGUCACCAAAGACACCUUUUAUGACAACCUCGCAGGAUCCCAUCGCCACCUUGCCGAUGUAUCCGACAAGCAUGACCACUCUCGAAAGCGCCGUGUUCUCGCUGCUGCCUACUCACAGACAGGCCUGGAGAGCUGGGAACACAUCGUGUUUUCCAGGACUCGUGCGCUAGUUGAUCAAUACGACAAGGCUUGCAUUAGCCCAGAAUAUAACCCGUCUCCUCAUGCGAUCCCGUCGACGAGCGAUCCCAACAAGACCAAGGGUUGUAUCAACCACCGACAAUGGAUGAAUAUCUUCGCUCAAGACGCCAUCUGCCAGAUUGGAAUGAGUGCAGACCUCCACAUGCUGGAGAAAGGAACCGACACCGUCACUAUCGAAACCCAUAAUGGGAAAAAGAUCACGGUCGGUUACCGACAAUCCCUCUGGGGAGGACAAAAGAUUCAACGAAACUUCGCCUGGUCCCAUGACUGGUAUAAGAGGAUGGCCAAGUUGACCUCCUGGCACCCUGGUUGGGCACACAACAAGAACUAUGAUGCCAUGGUCUAUUACUUCACCCGUAAACGCCUUGAGAGGUACAAUAAGGGCGAGAAGCUCGAUGACUUCUUCACCUAUUUAUUCGAGGACAAGUAUGGAAACCCCAACAUGUACCCCAUGGGCGAGCUUGCUGCCGAGGCUAGCAUCAUGAUGAAUGCUGGCUCUGAUACUACCGCAAUUGCCCUCACCAAUGUCCUCUACUGGCUUCUCAAGAACCCAGAUGCCCUCGCGAAACUCCGCGAUGAGCUAGAUGCAGUUCUUGACCCCGAUGAGCCCGUUGCUCCAUUCGACCGCGUCAAGCAUCUUCCCUACCUCCGCGCCUGUCUCGACGAGAGCAUGCGCCUCACUCCCCCCAACACAAUGAACAUUCCUCGCAUUACACCUGCCCAGGGUCUAUCAGUAAUGGGAUACUGGAUUCCGGGCAGGACUACCGUCCACUGCUCCACCUACACCAUACAUCGCAACCCCAAGAUCUUUGUCGAGCCUUUGGCCUACAAGCCCGAGCGCUGGCUAGGCGAGGAGGGCAAGGAUCUCCAACAGUACUUCCUGACCUUUAGUGCGGGCGCAAGAGGCUGCAUUGGACGAAACAUUACUUAUAUGGAGCAGACUAUUGUGCUGGCUAGUCUCAUUUUCCGAUUUGACUUUUCGUUAAUGUCUGAUGAUUGGGUCCUCGAGCAGGAGGAGAGCUUUACGUGCUCCCCUAGUGACUUCCCAAUUAGAGUACGCAGGAGGGAUUUUGAGAACCUCAAGGCUUAA